This is a messenger RNA of Pediculus humanus corporis (human body louse), 1323 nucleotides long. Its product is annotated as mitogen-activated protein kinase ERK-A, putative. Gene Ontology annotation, biological process: protein phosphorylation. Bases 1 to 1323 code for a protein of 440 amino acids. The record is from RefSeq and is a predicted model, not a curated record. The transcript has 11 exons. Gene Ontology annotation, cellular component: nucleus; mediator complex. Gene Ontology annotation, molecular function: cyclin-dependent protein serine/threonine kinase activity; RNA polymerase II CTD heptapeptide repeat kinase activity; ATP binding. Lineage: Eukaryota; Metazoa; Arthropoda; Insecta; Psocodea; Pediculidae.
AUGGAUUAUGAUUUUAAAUUUAAAACUGCAAAUGAAAGAGCAAAAGUUGAAGAUUUAUUUGAUUAUGAAGGUUGUAAAGUAGGCAGAGGAACAUACGGACACGUUUAUAAAGCUAGAAGAAAAGAUGGGUCCGAUAUGAAAGAUUACGCUCUAAAACAAAUUGAAGGAACGGGAUUAUCAAUGUCCGCUUGCCGGGAAAUAGCUUUAUUGAGAGAAUUAAAGCAUCCAAAUGUAAUUAAUUUAAUUAGAGUAUUUCUUUCUCACAAUGAUAGGAAGGUUUGGCUUUUGUUCGACUUUGCUGAACAUGAUUUAUGGCAUAUAAUUAAAUUUCAUAGAGCUGCCAAAGCAAAUAAAAAACCUGUCAUGGUUCCUAAAGGUAUGGUAAAAUCUCUAUUGUACCAAAUAUUAGACGGAAUUCAUUAUCUUCAUUCGAACUGGGUAUUGCACAGAGAUUUGAAACCUGCCAAUAUUUUAGUUAUGGGAGAAGGUCCGGAAAGAGGAAGAGUAAAAAUUGCCGAUAUGGGUUUUGCUAGGUUGUUUAAUGCACCUUUAAAACCUUUAGCAGAUUUAGAUCCUGUUGUUGUUACAUUUUGGUAUAGAGCUCCAGAAUUAUUAUUAGGUGCAAGACAUUACACCAAAGCUAUCGAUAUAUGGGCCAUAGGAUGUAUAUUUGCUGAGUUAUUAACUUCUGAGCCAAUAUUUCAUUGUAGGCAAGAAGAUAUAAAAACCAGUAAUCCUUAUCACCAUGAUCAAUUAGAUAGGAUUUUUAAUGUAAUGGGUUUUCCAUUAGAAAAAGACUGGGAAGAUAUUAGAAAAAUGCCUGAAUACCAAACCUUAGUUAAAGAUUUUAAAAAAUCAAAUUAUUCUAGUUGUUCUUUAGUCAAAUACAUGGAUAGACAUAAAAUAAAACCUGAUAGUAAAGCUUUUCAUUUGCUGCAAAAAUUAUUGCUCAUGGAUCCCACAAAAAGAAUUACUUCCGAACAAGCCAUGCAAGAUUCAUAUUUUAGCGAAGAACCUACACCAACUGCAGAUGUUUUCGCCGGAUGUAUGAUUCCUUAUCCAAAGAGAGAGUUUUUAACAGACGAUGACCAAGAUGAAAAAUCAGAUAGCAAAGCCAGACAAAAUGCAGCUGCCAACCAGCAAACAGCUCAAUCCAAUCAAUCGGAUGGUCCAAAUGCUAAAAGAGUACGGUUGCAACCUCCACCGUUGGUGAGCACUUCCCAACAAUCUCAGGGUCAGGAGUUUCAUCAUGUAAAUACUCAACAGCAAAUGGUAUUCACAUCGGCAGCCAGCACUCAACAGAGUAAUUUUCAACAAAGGUAA